AAAUAGUACACACACCCGCAGUGGAAGAAGAAGAAGAAGAAGAAGGAGAAGAAGAAUAGAGGGACGGGUCAUUUUCAUACACAGAAAAACGCCGCCGUUUGCAAUCAGUAGCCAUGAAGGUGCGAUCAUCGGUGAAGAAGAUGUGUGAGUAUUGCAAGACGGUUAAACGCCGUGGACGUGUUUAUGUGUUUUGCACAGCCAAUCCCAAGCAUAAGCAGAGACAGGGCUUUUCUACAUUUGCUUAUCAAGGCACUGAUGCUCCCAUAUCCACUCCCACUAUUGUCGCCAAGCAGGAGAUCAACUUUGGUCAGAUAUCUCACCUAGGUCUGGCAUCUCUGAUUCUUAGAAAGAAUGAGCCGUCAAUGCCCUCCCCAACCCUCGGAUGGAGAGUAGGGUUGGCAUCCCUGCUGUUCAAAAAGGUCUAUUAGCUUUUGAGCCUCAAACCAAGAAGAAACUCAACUUUGAUCCCAGUCUUUAGACUCUUUCUUCGCCGAGUUAGGCUUAUGUAACUCGAAUUGCUAUCAUUUCUCAUUACAUUAUAGCAUUCAGUCUUGCAACUAUGGAAUAAUUUCGUCUCCAUAACUCUGGACUAGCUAUAGUAGAGACUUGUCGGGACAUUACCUUCCGUAUUUUUCAUAUCAUAUACUGUAAUACAGAUCUCCCAAUACCUGAUAGGGGAUUCUCAAUCAUAGAGAGGCAAUCA
Argentina anserina (silverweed cinquefoil) is the source of this 703-nucleotide messenger RNA. RefSeq lists its product as uncharacterized. The transcript has 3 exons. Lineage: Eukaryota; Viridiplantae; Streptophyta; Magnoliopsida; Rosales; Rosaceae. The record is from RefSeq and is a predicted model, not a curated record. Bases 114 to 428 code for a protein of 104 amino acids. Gene Ontology annotation, molecular function: structural constituent of ribosome. Gene Ontology annotation, cellular component: ribosome. Gene Ontology annotation, biological process: translation.